Molecule: messenger RNA, 1362 nt
Organism: Fulvia fulva
Lineage: Eukaryota; Fungi; Ascomycota; Dothideomycetes; Mycosphaerellales; Mycosphaerellaceae
Product: OTU domain-containing protein 3
Exons: 2
Coding region: 1-1362 (453 amino acids)
Biological process (GO): protein deubiquitination
Molecular function (GO): cysteine-type deubiquitinase activity
Source: RefSeq, a predicted model, not a curated record
AUGGGCGAAGAAUUUCCGAUCUUGGGCGGUAUAGGGUUGUACGCUGCUGAGAUUCGAGGUGAUGGCAACUGCCUCUUCAACGCUCUCUCCGACCAACUGUACGGUCACCAGAAUGAGCACGCCGCCAUUCGCUCGCGUGUCAUAGACUACAUGCGUGAACAUGCCUCAUACUACAAACAGUUCAUCGACGUACAUCCCGGUGGAGGCACGAGACGGAAUCCCAAGCGGAAGAAUGCUGGAGCCUACUCGUCACCAGCGAACUUCACACCCCCGACCUCUGCCGAUAUCGAUCGCGUCUUCGACAGCCACCUGCUGAGCAUGGCGAGAGGUGGAACAUACGGAGACAACAUGGAGAUCACGGCCUUCUCUUCGGCCUUCGACUACGAUGUGAAGAUCUACCAACGAGAUUUUGCCUAUAUGGUGUCAGGUAGUCAAGGUGGGGACACAUCACGACCAGUAGCACACAUUGCAUACCAUGCUUGGGAACAUUAUUCAUCCAUACGGAAUCUUGACGGACCUCACACUGGCAUGCCCCACGUAUUGCCGAAGGCCUUGACGCCCGAAGAAGAGCAGAGACAGAGAGAAAAGCUUGCACAAGCACCUCACGUGCUCCCGUGGAUGAUCGACGUGGUGGAGAAGUCGAUCCCUUGGAUAGCGGACAAAGCGACCAUUAAGCGUGCCAUCGAAGCUGCCAAGGGUAACAUCGACAAUGCCGUCUCGGCUCUACUGGAUGCGGAGGGAGAUAACAGCUCAUCGUCGCAGCACGAGAACUCGAGCGUCGAGCGUGACCACAACAGUGAUGACGACAUGCAUGAUGGGCCGAACAAGAAGCAAGACAGACGUAUGAGCAGAGCAUCACGAGCUCAAAGAGAGCAAGGCUCGCACAGCCGCCACGCUCUAUCACAACUGUCGAAUUAUGAUGGCAGUCAAGAGUCUGUCGGCAGCUACGACUCGGAAGCGUCGAGCCAGCCGGAGUCAAUACAGUACUGUCGUGACAGCAGACCUAACACACAUCUGCCUGCCGAUGCUGGUAUCAAGAAGGAGGAAUCGCUAGGCACAUCUACGCCGCCGUCAGACAUACCUGCUAAGCCUCAACCGCGGUUAAAGCUCCUGCCACCAAAGCCACCCGAUCCAUCACAGCAACGAGUCGGCAAGACAAAGCAGAGGCAACAAGGCCCGUCUGCAUCACAGUCGAAGGCACUGAAGAAGCAAGCUCAGAAAGCAGCUCGCAAAGAACGCCACCAGGCCGACUCGAAGAAGGAGCGCACACAAAGUCCAUCAAAGCUGGGCAUUUCGUUACGUGCUAGCGGCAUGACCGAGACACCUCCAGUCGUCGACACAAUGCGGACGCUCUACAUAUGA